UGAUCAGACCCUUAGCAACACGUCAUUACUCAGUAGGAUGAACGCAAGCCUGAGGCUGCUGUAGCUUGUCGGUUUAAAUUGUGCGCUCUCGUUGAGGCUGAUGUUCCCACUCCCAAGUGAAUUCCUCGAACACCCUGAUCACCGAACGCCCCCUAAGCCCAUCGAGGAGAUAGCUGGGGAUCCAACAGCCCACGACUCCAAGCACGGGGCAGUCCUCACAACACCAUGGCUCCAAACAGUUUCUCACUGUCCACUCGGCUAACUCUCGCAAAUGGCCUCUCAAUCCCCCAGAUCCACCUAGGCGUCUAUCUCAUGUCAGGCAAAGAGGCUUCGUCGGCCGUCAAAUGGGCACUGCAAGCAGGAUAUCGAGGUAUUGAUAGCGCCCAGAUGUACAGAAAUGAGAAGGACUGUGGCCAGGCCAUCCUUUCUUUCCUGAGCGACCAGAACCUCAACGCCGCUGGUCUGAAGCGCGAAGACAUCUUCUUCACCUCGAAACUUGCAUCAAACGCCAGCUACGAGGCUGCUCGACGGUCCAUCAAACAGUCCGUCCAAGUAAGCGGGCUUGGGUAUAUCGACCUGUUUCUGCUGCACAGUCCUUAUGGCGGGAAGAGCGCUCGCCUGUCUAGUUGGAGGGCCGUUGAGGACGCUAUUCAGGAUGGCGAGAUUCGAAUUGGAGGAGUCAGUAACUUUGGGGUCAAACAUCUUGACGAGCUUGCUGCUUCGAAGCCCCGAAUCAUGCCCGCCAUCAAUCAAAUUGAAGUUCAUCCAUUCAACACCCGGACCGAUAUUGUCGAGGCGUGUCGAAAACAUGGCAUAAUCGUCGAAGCGUACGCCCCUCUCGCAAGGGCCCUUCGCAUGAAGCACCCAACCAUUGCGUCACUUUCAAAGAAGUACAAUUGCACCCCUGCGCAACUGAUGGUAAGAUGGAGUCUACAACAUGGUUAUAUCCCUCUUCCGAAGAGCGUCUCCAAGGAACGGAUCACCUCGAAUGGUGAGAUCAGCCACUUCGAGAUUGCAGGUGAUGACAUGCAGAAGAUGGAUGCGCUCGAUGAAUAUCUGGUGACCGACUGGGAUCCAGUUGAUGCGGACUAGUCUGGUCAUGAUGAACAGGUUGUGCCAGGAGAUGCACGAAUCUGGCGAGGCUUUUGGGCUAUCGAAAUCUCUGCCAUUCCAAGUCUUGCAUGUCACUGCAUGAGUACUCGGCUUUUGUCCACUUGAACACGUUGAGUGGACUCU
This is a messenger RNA of Exophiala viscosa, 1236 nucleotides long. RefSeq names its product alcohol dehydrogenase. Lineage: Eukaryota; Fungi; Ascomycota; Eurotiomycetes; Chaetothyriales; Herpotrichiellaceae. Gene Ontology annotation, molecular function: oxidoreductase activity. Bases 226 to 1092 code for a protein of 288 amino acids. The transcript has 2 exons. The record is from RefSeq and is a predicted model, not a curated record.